Aspergillus oryzae RIB40 is the source of this 768-nucleotide messenger RNA. Its product is annotated as mitochondrial 54S ribosomal protein mL57. Gene Ontology annotation, cellular component: mitochondrial large ribosomal subunit. Bases 1 to 768 code for a protein of 255 amino acids. Gene Ontology annotation, biological process: mitochondrial translation; RNA processing. Gene Ontology annotation, molecular function: structural constituent of ribosome; ribonuclease III activity. The record is from RefSeq and is a predicted model, not a curated record. NCBI's taxonomy places the organism in Eukaryota, Fungi, Ascomycota, Eurotiomycetes, Eurotiales, Aspergillaceae. The transcript is spliced from 3 exons.
AUGGCUUCAAUGCUACCAACUCGGGCGGCCAGGACCAUCGCCUGUUCCGCAUGCCGCACUAUCGUUUGUCCUAGCACGAUUGGAUCCGCCUCCCUCCUCCGUCGUGGUCUGUCGACAUCCACCGAGCAGACACCAGUCGAUUAUGCAGACAAGCCUCGAUGGUCCUAUACUCCUCCCAGUGCAAAGGCUCCCUUCAGCUUGCGAUUGAAUAGCAAGAGACGUGAUUACCCAGUCAACACCGAUCCGCAGGUCCUUGACGAAUUCUACAUCCGCAUGCUGGGCAAUGAUGGUGACAAGCUCCUUUCGGACGAAACCAAAUGGCUUGCUGUGACGCACAAGAGUUUCGACCAGGGUCGAAGAGGAUUCAAUGACCGUCUGGCUUUCUUAGGACGACGGAUCGUUGAGUUACAGGCUUCUUUGGCCAUGGUGCAGAGCCCCGGAAGUGCUGCAUCCACCGCUGCCCCUGAUGAGUUUGACCGUGUGCCCUUCACGCACCCGGCAUUGGAGGGCCUGGAGAACCUCACCCGUCACAAGAAUUACUUGAUAGGCAAAGCACAGCUUGCGGAGCUUGCGCAGAAGUAUGAGCUGCAGAAGGUCCUGAGAUGGAGUCCUCGGAAGCCCAACAACCUUGCCAGCUCCGGAAUCGAACUUGUUCUUGCUCAUACGAUGUAUGCGAUCGUCGGUGCCAUUUCCCUGGAGAAGGGCGGUCUCGUUGCCAACAAGGUGACACGCGAGCGGAUAUUAGAACCUUUGGGAUUCAAGGCUUAA